GUCACGACCACCACCUUCUUGCAUACUCGUCCGCCUGCUUGCGUUCUCUAUCCUCUCUCACUGUUACGUGCACCGAAACGUAUUGAAACAGGACCAUCGAAGCUACUACAUAGCGAUGUCAGACGACGAACUCAUCGGGUCCGAAGACGAGGAAUACACCACGCCAACCCAGCGCAAGAAGGCGAAGGGGAAGAAAGUGGAGGAUGCAGAAUAUCAGAUUCAUCACGCUCUCAAACCGCCGAGAGCGACAAGCUAUAGCGCGCAGGCCCUGUACGAACAAAUACACAAUGGCGAUAUUGAGCUCGAACCGGAGUACCAAAGAGAGGUCGUCUGGCCCGAAGUCCGACAAAUAAACCUGAUUGACUCGCUGUUUCGCAACUUCUACAUUCCUCCCAUCAUCUUCGCCGUCAAAUUCCACAGCGAUGGCACGGAGCGUCGCAUCUGCAUCGACGGCAAACAACGACUCACGUCCCUUCACCGGUUCAUGGAAGGCGAAAUACCGUUCCAGGACAUGGACUCGAACGAGAAAAUGUACUAUAAGGACACUGGCGCCGCUCCCCCGGGCAAGGGCAAGAACAAAGUCAAGAAACUCGUGCCGGAGAAGUAUCGCCGCAUGUUCGCAAAUAAGCAAAUCGUCUGCGUGGAAUACUCGGAUCUGAAGGAUGAAGACGAGCGAGAGAUCUUCAAGAGAGUUCAACUUGGCCUGGCCCUUACCCCUGCUGAGAAACUGCGCGCCAUCUCCUCCGACCGCGUCAGAUUCAUCGUAGCACUCAUGGAAAGGCACAUCCGUGACCCGUCCCCGCUCGGGCCCGCCACCCUUGACUGGGACCAAAGCCGCGGCUCCGACUUCCGCUGCGUCGCGCAAGCCAUACAAGCCUUCACGCGCUACCCCGCGGCUAAAGCCAUCCCGACCAUUCAAGCGACCGCCAAGUGGCUCUCGCAACCCGACUUCUCCGACGACUUCAAAGAGCAGAUGGAGGAGACCUUCACGACCUUCGGCAAGCUCGUCACCAUGGCCAAGGGCGGCCGCGGCCAACGACGUCCGUUUGGCGGCCGCUACAAGCACGUGGCACCCGUCGAAUUCAUCUGCUUAGCACUGCUCAUCGCCGUACACAAGGACAAGCUCUCCCAGGCGCAGCUCGCCGCAGCCAUCGUCGGUAUGCGCGACGAAGCGCGCGAGAUUCACCCGGAUAUCCGCAUGAACAGUAAAGUGUCUGGCACCAUGAUGAAGUACAUCAAAGAGAUCAAGCCGAGCGAUUUCCGCGACGUUGGCGAGGUGGUCGGUACGACGGCGGGCAAGAAGCGGAAGAAGCGCGCCAUGGCGGCGAGCGAUGACGAGGAUUCCGACUACGAGUCAGAGGAGCAGGAUGACGAUAAAGACCAACUCAUGGACUCGUCGCCGCCUUCCAAGGUCCCGCGGCUCCAGCGGCGUUCGAGGUCCAAGACGCCGCCUUCCGCACCUGCACCCGCACCACCCAACCCAUCGGUCAAACGAGAGUCGCCCGCGGUCUCAACUGUGCCUCCUGCUUCCGGCGCACGCCCGCUAUCCUCCAUCCCACCGAACGCUUACGUCGCCUCGGCCUCGCUGCCGCCGAAGCCGAUGCAGACCGCUGCUCCGCCUUCGGACCGGCUGGCGCCUUUACGCGCUGUCCAGGCCGCCCGCCAGGCUGCUGCCAGUGCAAGCGCGCCACGGCAACCGCCGCGCGGGCCCGCCGCACUCUCGCACCUCACCGCGCGCGACGGCUCGCUCGUUACCCAAGGGUACCCGCAGCCGCCGUCCGCCACCCCCGCGAACGGGUUAGAUCGGGCUCUCGCGGAGAAGAUGGGAUUCGGUGCGCCUGGUUCCGCGCCGUAUUAUCCUAAUAAUCCCUACGCGGCCGGCCUGGGCACGUCGUCGCCGAGGUCCAGCUACUCGAGCGUGGGCGGGUACCCGCCGCAGGACAGGGGCAGGAGGAUGAGCGGGAGCGAUCCGCGGCAUCCUGAUAAUCCGCCGACCGCUCCUCGAUAUGAUGGAAGCAGGAACGGGAGCGGGUCGUGGGGAAGUGGGACUAGAAGGGACAAUCGAGAAUAUGACAGGGGAUAUGGAGAAGACUCGGCCGGAUAUCAGCGGUAACUCUGAUUGCUCGCGACUCAAGCUUGGUGUAUGUUACUACGACGAAGUAUGCG
This is a messenger RNA of Punctularia strigosozonata HHB-11173 SS5, 2166 nucleotides long. RefSeq lists its product as uncharacterized. Bases 116 to 2113 code for a protein of 665 amino acids. The transcript is spliced from 6 exons. NCBI's taxonomy places the organism in Eukaryota, Fungi, Basidiomycota, Agaricomycetes, Corticiales, Punctulariaceae. The record is from RefSeq and is a predicted model, not a curated record.